Molecule: messenger RNA, 3106 nt
Organism: Capsicum annuum
Lineage: Eukaryota; Viridiplantae; Streptophyta; Magnoliopsida; Solanales; Solanaceae
Product: pentatricopeptide repeat-containing protein At4g19440, chloroplastic
Exons: 1
Coding region: 155-2680 (841 amino acids)
Molecular function (GO): protein binding
Source: RefSeq, a predicted model, not a curated record
UCAAACAAACAAACCAACCAAAAACCCUGUGUGCAAAACUCCCUCUUCGUGGCCUUUCUUCCAUACACUCAUGGCUUCUUCGCCACCAUUUCCACUUCUUUCUAAGCUCUAAUUUACCCUCUACACAUGCAUACAAUAUUCAUAAACAAAAUAGAUGGACGUAAGAAGAUUGAAAAUUCCCAAAACGAUAACUAUAUUUUCACAUAUUAAACGCCCAUUAACCUGUGUGAUUUACACUACUUCUUCUUCAGAUUCAUUCAGUGAACAAAUAAACCAAACCCCAUCAACAAAAAAUCCAAAACGAAUUGCAGAAAGGAAAAAUCAAAAGGGAUUUGAUUUGAAUUUGCGUAAAUGGGUUGUUUCAGUUCUUUCAAACCCACCUUUAGAUUCGUUAAAGAUUAAAGAUUUGAUGACCCUUUUGAGUCCUGAACAAUUUGAUUUAAUUUUCUUGGAAAUUCAUGGCAAUUUGAAGGCAUUGACUGUUUUGAAAUUUUUUCAUGUAGCUUCUGGUUCAUGUGGUUUUAAGUUUAGUGUUAGAUCUUAUUGUGUUUUGUUUCGUUUGCUUGUUGCGUCGAAUCAUGAUGUUCCAGCUAGGUUGUUAUUGAUAAGGUUAAUUGAUGGGAAAUUACCUGCAUUGUUUGAUGGGAAAGAAAAAAGGUAUGUCGAGAUUGCUGUUUGUUUAGCGGAGUUAAGUGUUGGGUCGGAUUUUGUUGUUGCGGUUAGAACAUUUGAUGUUUUGGUUCAUUUAUGUUGUACUCAAUUUAAGAAUGUUGGGUUUGAUGCUGUGUUGGAUGUGUUUAGGUUGUUGGCGAGUAGGGGGUUGUAUCCUUCGUUGAGAACUUGUAACUUUCUUUUGAGUUCUCUAGUGAAAGAGAAUGAGCUUUGGAAGAGUUAUGAGGUUUUUGGGGUUUUGAAGGAUGGUGUUAAACCGGAUGUUUACUUGUUUAGUACCGCGAUUAAUGCCUUUUGUAAAGGAGGGAAGGUGGACGAGGCAAGGGAGUUAUUUCGGAAGAUGGAAAAAAUGGGUAUUGUUCCAAAUGUUGUUACUUAUAAUAACCUUAUUCAUGGGUUUUGCAAGAAUUGUAAUUUAGAAGAUGCAUUUCUUUUGAAGGAAGAAAUGAUAUUAAAUGGUGUAAACCCGAGUAUAUUCACGUAUAGUAUUCUUAUUAAUUGUUUGAUGAAACUUGAGAAACUUGAUGAAGCUGAUUGUGUGUUGAAAGAAAUGUCAAACAAAGGGCUUGUUCCGAACGAGGUGCUGUAUAAUACCAUCAUCGAUGGUCAUUGCUCAGCAGGAGAUAUUCAGAAAGCUCUAAAGGUAAGGGAUGAAAUGCGAACUAAAGGAGUUCUCCCCAACUCAGUUACUUGCAAUUCACUGAUCAAAGGUUUCUGCAAGGUAAAUCAAGCUAGUCAAGCUGAAGAACUAUUAGAGGAGAUGUUAUUACAUGGAUUGAGUGUAAAUCCUGGUUCAUUCAGUAAUGUUAUCCUUGUACUGUGUACGAAUUCUAGGUUUGUUGCCGCACUACAGUUAGUUAAGGAAAUGGUAUUAAGGCGUUUGAGGCCAAAUGAUGGGUUACUGACCACAUUAAUUAGUGGGCUUUGCAAAGAAGGAAAACAUUCAGAGGCAGUUGAGCUUUGGCAUAUGCUGUUAAUGAAAGGGCUCACUGCCAAUACAGUGACUUCAAAUGCUCUAAUUCACAGGCUUUGUGAAGCUGGUAAAAUACAAGAGGCUGUUUGGCUGCUGAAAGCAAUGCUAGAAAGUAAUGUUCAAAUAGAUAGCAUGACUUAUAACACUCUUAUAUCUGCAGUUUGCAAAGAGGGAAACUUGGAUGGCGCCUUUAUGUUGAGAGAAGAAAUGGUGAAGCAAGGAAUUGCAGCCGACGUUUCAACUUACAAUGUGCUGCUACAUGGGCUUGGUGAGAAGGGUAAAAUAGAUGAAGCUCUGUUGCUCUGGCAUGAAUGUCGAAGCAAGGGACUUGUCUGCGAUAUUUAUACCUAUGGAGCCUUAAUUAAUGGUUUGUGCAAAGCUGGCAAACUUGAAAAGGGAAGAGACCUUUUCCAUGAGAUGCUCAGACAUGGGUUAGCCCCAAAUUUAAUUAUUUAUAACACUCUUAUUGGAGCUUUUGGUAAAAAUGGAAAUGUUAAAGAAGCCCUAAAACUUCGCGAUGACAUGAGAAGCAGGGGUAUUCUACCAAAUGUUGUCACUUAUUCCUCUCUUAUACAUGGCAUGAGCAAUAUCGGGCUUAUUGAGGAUGCUGAGAACCUUAUUGAUGGGAUGCAUACGGAGGGAGUUCCACCUGAUGUUGUUUGUUAUACUGCAUUGAUCCGUGGUUAUUGUAAGUCUGGUCAGAUGGAUAAAGCGAGGAGCAUUUUGCAGGAAAUGUCAUCACACAAUAUACAACCUAAUAAAAUAACUUAUACAACCAUUAUUGAUGGGUAUUGCCAGGCCGGUAAAGUUAAAGAAGCUAAGGAGUAUUUUGCCGAGAUGGUACAGAAAGGAAAUAUUCCUGAUUCUGUCACCUAUAACGUUUUGACAAAGGGGUUUUUAAAGGAAGGGGAAACAGAAGAAGCCUUUUCACUUUUGGAUCAUAUAUCCCAUACAGGAGUUGGUUUAGAUGAAGUUACAUAUACAUCUUUAGUGAAUUUGCUUCUCCAGAGAUCAGCAAGUGCAAACCAAGAAUGAAUUGACCUGGCACAAGGUUCACACUCAUCUGGUUGAACUGUUUGCUACCUCACGUUUUUAAUGCAACACAGCUAUAUACUUGUCCAACUCCCUAACCUAAAGCGGCACUGGGAUUGGACGGCAGGGAACAGUAGCAUGGGGGGACGUCUAAUCCUUUUGUCGCCGCAAGGCUGGCUAAUCUUAUGUUGAGCACAGCUGAACAAUUAAAAAGCACCUGUCUGUCUGCUUUUCUAAUGACACAAUGGAGUCAUGGCAACAUCACACGUCUGCACAUUGGGUUAGACUAUCAUCUUUGGAACUUAAAUGUUUUCCUCUCAAUUAUAGCCUUUUUUUGCUUAUUCCUUCUUGUUUUUUGGAAAAAGGGGUUGUGUCAAAAUGCUAAACUUUUAUAUGUGAUUUCUAAGAGGUAGAGGCCUCAUCCUAGUA